AUGAUUUAUACUCAUGCACGCAAGACAGCUCUCCGGAACAUACCCCCGGUAAUCAGUAGCCAGUCAACACACUGCGCUGCGUUGAUCUGGUUUGUCGAGUUCGCUUUUCUGCUAUCAACAAUCAUCAGCUACGUCCUUCAGCAAGAGAUCUAUGGCUCUGAGCGUGAUUUUCAUAGUAUUUUGGCUUUUUGGAGAAGCGUUAAGCCUUUCAGGUUGGUAAAUUUUCACAGCACUAACAGUAAUCACCAUGCGAACCGUGCAAAACAAGAUAACAAAAAUUGGAAAGCCUGAACAAGUAUAGCUAGAACGUAUGACACAAGUGAUUCGACAAUAGCUGCAUUUAUCUACAUGGAACUGUUCACGAUUAUUGAUGUUUUAAACUUCCACUAUCGCGAACAAUUUCAUGGAAGCGUUAAGCAUUGACGAGAAAAUAGAUAAAAGCGUUGGACAACCUAAAAAUGGUUAAGGAACGCGUUUUGUUACACAGUCAAUGACUAAACUGCGUUUAAAUAAUUACCGACAGGCCUUGUUGUAUUGAUGUCGCUAAACUAUUCAGUACCAAGUGUGCGCUUAUUAGCGGUGUUUGUCUAACGAGGAAUUCAUAGCGGUAUUUUCUUUCUGUAAAAAAUGCAAUCUAUUGGUCAGAAGCGGGUUUUCUACGAUUUUUACUUCUGUUUCCCUGAUAGCCUGUGUUCCCACACGAGCACUUCUUGCGACAAAUUCUCGAGACAUACUUCGCAGCUGUACUUGAUUCGACAUGAUUUCAAUGACGAUACAGUGACGAUACUUUGUUCAAAAGAUAGGAAAACAACCAAAAAUACCUCUUGAAAAGGAGGAGUGCUUAUUACAUAUACAUGUAUACGACAUCCCAAAUAACAAAGCAAAACUCUAGGGUCCCGUUCACAAGAAUUAGGGCAAACUGAAAAUCGUGUUAAUUGAAGUUAAUAAAACAUCUUAAUCGAUUUCACUUGGUCCGAAAAUGGAAGACUACGUUUCUACGUUUCUCUAGAUUUUGCCGUUUUAGUGAGCGAAAGCUAAGCGAGUCAUCAUAAACCAUUUCUCCACGCUUUUGCUUUAUGGCUGACCGAAACUCUUCUUUGGACUUUUGUCAAGGAUUCACGGCUCCAAAAAUGCCUGCUCUACAGUUGUUUACUCAAAUAAUUGCGUCUAAGGACAGGUAUUAUUUAAGCACUAUAUGCGUGCGUGCCUAAGGCACUCUCUGCUUGAAAACAUCAAAAUUCAAAUUAAAAAAUUAUAUCAUUCAGUCUUCUGAGCUUUCCUUUUAUGAGCUAACAGCAGUAAACAUCAGUCUUUAAAUUAGAAUAACAACUAAUUUAAAUGUUUAUUAGCUCCUCGAACAAUGAAUUCACGCACUCCCGGCAAGAAAACACAACAACAAGUGUUUCUGACACCAACAUGGCGUCUAUCUCCAUAGAAGCAAAACAACAACAAAAACAACAGCAUUUUUGCAUCUAAAGGAAGAUUGAAGGGCCUCUGCUCACAGGGUACUUCGUUUCGUGAUAGAGGGCAUUAUAACUUGAAUUUCUAAGCCUUGCGUGACGUAGAAUUUAAAAGGCACCCAAGAAAGCUGCCAUGUAGGUUGAAAAUUAAGAGAAUUUUACUUCAAGGUUUUGUUAUCUGAACAAUCGCUGUAUUGGAAUACGUAUCAAUUUUAAUUUUCAUGAGCUUUUCGAAUGAGGACUUCAGACCGCCAUCGCAAAACUCAAUAACAGAAUUUUUCGCUGGUUUUCUGCCGUCAUAUACGUGCCCUCUUAUAAGAAACCAACAUGAGGUCUCCAUGAACAACAACAGCUGUAACAAAAGCAUGUUAAUUUAUAACAAAUGUCGAAAGUAAAAUAGCAACAGCACUGACAGCAGGGCCCACACUCUUUCGUGUGCGUGUAAAAACAAUCUUUAUUGUUAUAUUGAUGGAAAGUUUUCCCCAUAAACGCGCGCUCUUAUUGGUUACUUCGAGGUCACAUGACAUCUAACAAUUAAACUGUUUCCCGCCAAAAUCUCUGAGCGGGCAACAUAAUCUAUGACGAAUCGAAUCUCAAUGUUUCCCUCUGCUUCGCCUCUCGCGAAGCAAUUAACUGUUUCCCUCGGGAACAGUCAUUAGAGCGGUUUUCACUUGACUGUCGAAAGGGAUUGGUUUUGGUUUUGGUUUUGGUUUUACUACGCCCUUUGGUUUGCUAGUGUAUUUACUUAGGUUUUGGUUUUACGACAGUCAAGUGAAAACCCGCUCUAAGUGUUUAUUAUAUCUAAAUGUUUAAUUUAGUACAGUCAUUACUACAAACCAGGGAGCGGGAAAAUCGGGAGUGGGCGGCUAGCGGUAGCCCAAUUUGUAUGCUAGUUGUUCAGUAAGGAUUUACCGUCAAACGGGCUGCUUCACGGUGAUGUACUUACUACGGACACCUCGCUAUCACAGACAUUUUCUUUUAUACUCGGGAUGGAGUAAAACCCUUGCGAGUCUCUAAUACCAUGCUCUAUUUCGGGCUCCCAUUAAUGUGAAAAACGGCUACUAUUGUCCAAUAACUAUAUUCUCAUAAAACGUUUACCUCAAUAACGCGAAAACUAUUCAUAAAACUGUGAGCAUGCGUCUUGUUUGAAAACACAACACCUUUCGAUCCAAAGACCGGGGCACUUAGCAUUACACCACCGCGCAAUUCGGACAGCCGCAGUAAAAUGGCGCUAACGUGACGUGAGAAAGGAGUACUGUGAGGUUUUCUUUGCUUAGUGAAGUAAGUAUCCAAUCAGUGACCAUAUCAUUCUCUUUUUACAGCAGAAAAGAAGUUCAACACUAUCGUGGCAACUUGGUCUUUGAGUAUUUUCUUUCUGGUUCUGAGCGCCGUCAUCACCACAGUAUUUAUGUUCAGGAUAAAAAAGAGGUAAGGAUAAUUUCAGAUCAUUAUACGUUUCUGGGAAACUGCCCAGCUACCCCUCCCCUCAGCCAACAUUAACGUUUACCUCUCACUUCUGGCAAAAUGUUGGCUUAGGGGAGGGGGAGGUGGGCAGUUUUCCAGAAAAGUAUAAUGAUGAGGGCCGGACAGGAAAACAUGGCGAGGUCCGUGCGUCCUGACCGAGAGCCAAAUAUUUCCCCGUUCGACCCGACCUAACUCAGUCAAUAAGUAUUCUAUCACAUGACCGUUGUGUUUAUUAAAAUUGUUCUGACGGAGCAAACCCUCAUCGAUCAGAACGCUUUUUAAGCAGGGGCGUAGGCGUUUUUCCGUCCCUAUCACUUGACGCUUAUGGCCCUCAUACGGGAUUUUUUUAUAUGGUUUUCCAACAAGAUUGCGCGCGGGCCGUACGGGUCAUAUGAUAGUAGCUAAUACUCGUUAUUGCAGGGAGGGGGAAGGGACACUUAAUGAUCCCGUAGGCAGAGUAUAACGUAUAACAAGAAGCACGUGUUAGCCGGGCUUUAUACUGCUACUUAACCAUUAAUUCACCAACACCAACAUGGCCGCCGUGACGGCAUGCGCCGUGACGCCAUUUCCAUAUUUCCCACAAUGCACCUAUUGUCCCCCCAAAUUUUGCGCAACCUUUGUUUUUCAUUUCUCCUGGGUAUUACAGCCGUCCCAAGAGAAGUUUAAAACAAUGUUUAUGCAAAAUUUGGGGGGGGGGGUAGGGGGUUAAUAAGGUGCAUUAUGGGAAAUGUGGACGUGGCGUAUAGGACAACAGUAGAAAGAAAAGUUUUCCGAGGUAUCAUCACGUGACCUAAAAUGAGAAAACAAAGAACACAAGCUAAAAAGAUCGAUUUGCCCAAGAAACAACAAAGCUGAAGAAUUCUGAUAGUUGAAGUCAAAUGCUGUUGCCGUUGUAAACUAACCGUAAUAAACAUUUUUUUCUAAAAUGCGCAGGUUUUCGAGAAUAGACUUAGCUGCAGAAGGGACUCAGUGAAAAGAACAAAACCAACAGCAAUUUGGCUACUUCGUACAGGUAAUAGUCUUAGUAAGCAUCUGUACGUUUUAGUAAUAGUUUUAGUAACCACUUUCAAACUCGGCAAUUUUACUCAUUUUAAGACGCUCUUUCCAGUGAUGUCGACAGAUUUUUGCUAACUUGUCAACGUCACAGUCCCUCAUUUUCCCUCAGGUAUAGUAGAGCGAGCGAGAGGCGAACGCGCGUGAAAAUCACUCCACUCGAGAAAGGCGAGACGCGGCGGGGAAAGAGAAAAAAACUGGAAAGGGUGUAUCAUGUUGCAAGUCCAGCGCUCUAACCACUCUUCUAGCAAUUGAACUUUCCUCCAUUACAGUAGCUCGGAAAAAAAAUAGUAUUUCAAACAGGACAUACUGUAAUAAAUGCAGAGAAGAUCAUCUUCUCUCUCCAUUUAUUUAUCCAUCCCGCAGUUCAAUCGAUUAUAAUGUCAACUUCAUUUUCAUCUCUCUUUCAGGACAAAAAGAGAGUAUCCAUGGUUGUGAAAAGGGAAAAAGAUUCAAAGGGCUGGGCCGAACUUUCAAUACAGUCGUAGCAUAG
Molecule: messenger RNA, 4470 nt
Organism: Porites lobata
Lineage: Eukaryota; Metazoa; Cnidaria; Anthozoa; Scleractinia; Poritidae
Source: the annotation of a GenBank genome assembly